Molecule: messenger RNA, 285 nt
Organism: Gaeumannomyces tritici R3-111a-1
Lineage: Eukaryota; Fungi; Ascomycota; Sordariomycetes; Magnaporthales; Magnaporthaceae
Exons: 2
Coding region: 1-285 (94 amino acids)
Source: RefSeq, a predicted model, not a curated record
AUGAGGAUGGGCCCGACGAAGGGUGGAGGCAAAUCUGGCGGGAUGGGCGUGCAGAGACGAAAGAAAGACAAGUCACUUUUUGGAGUGGUGACAGGGAGGGUCCUUCCGAAAACAUACGCGGAGAGCGUGCUCCAGCUGGCAGCCGCGCCGGACUCUGCCCUAGCAGCUCGCUCUUGGGGCAGGCGCACGGCUAAGUUUGCGUCGAACGGACGCAGGCUGGCCAGACGGGAGCCUGGAUGGCCACCUGCAAAAGUGCUGGUCACCUAUAGGAGCAGCGAACCAUAG